CCUUCAAGCACAACUAAAAGCUUGGCAGCCUUUGCAACGACAACUCGUGCACAAAUUAAAAAAAUAAAAUCGUCAUUAACGUCAUUCAAACCGGCGGGAUUUUUGACAUAGAUUUUGGCGGGAUAUGCUCGCGAGUUUUCACGUUCGGAUACGCGAAUGAAGGAUUUUAUUGUGUGGGACUGUUCGCGUAUCAAGCUGUGGAACAACGUGGCAUCCUGUAUGGAGAAAUGGUUCGGUGAUAAACGGUUGUGGUUAUUUGGCAACAACCUGCCGCUGCUACCAAGGAGGUCACGCGCGAGCAGUCGCGCGAUGGAGCGUUACGAGAAGCUGGCGAAGCUCGGCGAGGGCUCCUACGGGCUCGUGUACAAGUGCCGCAACCGCGACACCGGCGAGAUAGUCGCCGUCAAGAAGUUCGUCGAGAACGAAGACGAUCCCCUCAUUAGGAAAAUUGCGCUUCGGGAGAUUAGGAUGCUUAAAAACUUGAAGCACCCUAAUCUAGUGAACCUGAUCGAAGUGUUUCGCCGCAAGCGCAAGCUGCACCUCGUGUUCGAGUACUGUGACCACACGGUGCUGCAUGAGCUGGAGAAGUAUCCUGCUGGUUGUCCGGAGCUCCUCUCCAAGCAGAUAAUCUGGCAGACCCUGCAAGGAGUCGCAUACUGCCACCGACACAACUGCAUCCACAGGGACGUGAAGCCGGAGAACAUACUGCUGACGUCAGAGGGCGUCGUCAAGCUGUGCGACUUCGGCUUCGCUAGGAUGAUCAGUGGCAGUUGUUCCUCGGAGUACUCAGUGCACACCAUGAUACCCUUCGGCGUGGACGUUCGCAGGAGAGCUAGUCCAGGCCCCGGGGAGAGCUACACAGACUACGUGGCGACGAGGUGGUACCGCGCGCCGGAACUGCUGGUCGGCGAUACUAUGUACAGUACACCUGUUGAUGUUUGGGCUAUAGGUUGCGUAUUUGCAGAGCUCCUCUCAGGUGAAGCGCUAUGGCCCGGCAAGAGCGACCUUGACCAGUUGUACCUAAUACGGAAGACGUUAGGAGAUCUGCUGCCUAGGCAUAUGACUAUAUUCUCACAAAAUACCUUCUUUCAGGGCAUGGCGUUACCCGAGCCGAGCACAGUGGAGCCGCUCGAGAAGAAGAUCCCGCAGCGGUACUCCUGCAACGAGCUCGUCUUAGACUUUAUGAAUAAAUGCCUAGACAAAGACCCCAUGGUGAGGUGGACGUGCGAGCAACUGCUGAGGCACCCCAUCUUCGAGAACUUCCUCUUCACAGUACCACAUUCAGACCACGAGGAGUACGAGAGAUCUAGAAGAGCUCAGGUACAAUCAUCACCUCUGCUGCCCCAACUGAUAGUGACCGACCGGAGUCAGCCGGCCAAGAACAAGAAGUCUGAGCUGGACUCCCGGAGUCACCUGCCGACCAUCUGACUACCGCCCCGCGUGCGGCCCUUGCCUUUGUGAUUAAAUGGAAAUACUAAUUCA
This is a messenger RNA of Helicoverpa armigera (cotton bollworm), 1482 nucleotides long. RefSeq names its product cyclin-dependent kinase-like 1. The transcript is spliced from 10 exons. Gene Ontology annotation, cellular component: nucleus. The record is from RefSeq and is a predicted model, not a curated record. Lineage: Eukaryota; Metazoa; Arthropoda; Insecta; Lepidoptera; Noctuidae. Bases 157 to 1428 code for a protein of 423 amino acids. Gene Ontology annotation, biological process: protein phosphorylation. Gene Ontology annotation, molecular function: ATP binding; protein serine/threonine kinase activity.